Molecule: messenger RNA, 861 nt
Organism: Theileria annulata
Lineage: Eukaryota; Apicomplexa; Aconoidasida; Piroplasmida; Theileriidae
Exons: 7
Coding region: 1-861 (286 amino acids)
Cellular component (GO): ubiquitin ligase complex; PcG protein complex
Molecular function (GO): metal ion binding; chromatin binding; ubiquitin protein ligase activity
Source: RefSeq, a predicted model, not a curated record
AUGGAUAUAUUGAAUGAAUUUACAGUAUCGGAAUUGAUAGAUUUAGAAGGAGCACUUUGUUUUGGAUUAACACCAUUUGAAGUGUUAAGAACACCAAGAACAGUAGAUACCGAGAAAUUUGAUAGAUUAGAAACGACAUUAAAUGAUUCUGGACUUCGAGAAGAAUUAACAUGUGCAAUAUGUUCCGGAAUAAUCUCAAAAUGUGUCGUUAUUAAAACUUGUCUUCAUAGAUUCUGUUCAAACUGUAUUGAAAAAUGUGUUCGAGUUGGAACAAGAGGAUGUCCGAAAUGUAGGAAACAUGUACCAUCUCGAAGAUUCUUUAGAAAUGAUCCAAUUUAUGAUUCUUUAAUCUCAAGAAUCAUAUCAAAUGUUGAAGUAUUUGAAGAACUUAGUGAUACAUUUACUAUGGCAAUAAAUAAAGGAAUGAAAAAUGAUCCAACAAUUAAUGCAAUCAGAUCAAAAUAUCUUAAUGAAAAUCCUAAAAUACAUAUUGAUCAUCUUAAACAAGUUGGUGAAUUACAUGAAGGAGAUUUUUCAUUGGAAAGUAAAUUUGAUAAUAAAGUAUAUGUACGUGAAGUAAAAGAGAAAAGACGUGAAGUAUUAAAAUUAUUACCCAAACCAAUACAUUUUACCAAAUUACAAUAUAAAAUUUUAUCUGAUGAUACAUUACCACAAAUUCUACCAAAUCAUAUGAAAUGUGAUGGAAAUAUAACAAUAUAUCAAUUAUAUUUAUAUAUUAAAUCAUCAUUAAAAUUAAGUCGAAAUUCAAAAAUUUGUAUAUACUUAAAGGAUCAUGAUUAUAUACCUUCACUUAAUGUUACAUUAGCACUUUUAAGAAAUAUCGUACGUUCAACAUAUUAA